Messenger RNA from Acanthosepion pharaonis, 603 nucleotides. Lineage: Eukaryota; Metazoa; Mollusca; Cephalopoda; Sepiida; Sepiidae. The record is from the annotation of a GenBank genome assembly.
AUGGAAUCAGAUUUUGUACAAGCCUCUUUAUUGGUAAAUAUAACUCCGAAUUCCAAAACACGCCUCACCAAUGAGGAUGGAUUAAAUAAAUCUAUCUAUCUAUCUAUCUAUCUAUCUAUCUAUCUAUCUAUCUAUCUGGCGUCUGUUACUCAAUCUCUCACUCUCUUCCUUCCUCCUUUCACCAUUACUUUUCCUAUCUAUCUAUCUAUCUAUCUAUCUAUCUAUCUAUCUAUCUAUCUAUCUAUCUAUUUGUGUGUGUGCAUCUAUCUAUCUAUCUAUCUAUCUAUCUAUCUAUCUAUCUAUUUGUGUGUGUGCAUCUAUCUAUCUAUCUAUCUAUCUAUCUAUCUAUCUAUCUAUCUAUCUAUCUAUCUAAUUUCCUUUUUCGGCUUCCUCUUCCCCUACUUACUUUCUUUUUCUUCAUCUUUUCCUUCUAUUUUUUCUUCUUCUUCUCAACCUCCUCCUCUUCCUGCACCUCUUCGCCUUCUUCUUCCCAGACGAAACUACUGCAUAACUUCACCAGGCGUCUCCAGCACACGUGGAAUUCUUCGCUAUGUCCGCUCUCUCUCUCUCUCUCUCUCUCUCUCUCUCUCUCUCUCUCUCUGA